AGGCCAUGGCCCUCCUACAUCUGAAGUUUCGUGCGAUAAAAAAAAAGAAAAGUCCAGUCUAACAUUAAACAAGUGAUCUGUUUUAUUUAUUGACUAAACUAUAUUAAUAUUCUUCUGAUCGUAUUUUCUUGGGCGUGGUUGGAAGACUUGACGAUUAUGUAAUUGUUUGAGCUUUUCAAAAGCUGAACAUUGCAAGUUAAUACUGAACAAACCAUGAACGAAAAAGACGAAGAAUUGGGAGAGUUCGAUCCCAACAUUCCAGAAGAGGGUCCCACAUCCCCUCCUCCUGGCUGGCUGGACUGUGUGACAGGUUAUGAGGAGCCUAAAGGAGAUGAUGCUGCAGAUCAGCUGUACCCCCCUCCACCUGCCUAUAACCCCCAGCCUGAGAAUGACAGGAAUGCCUCUGUUCCCAUUGUCAGGGUACCCACCGUAUCUGAGGAUAUGGCAAGAGAAGCCCUGCUCAAGUUUGUGGCCUCAAAGUGGUGCUACAGUAGCAAGCCUGCUAGGAACCUGGUCUUUAAAAACCUAAAGCCUCUCACAGUCUACAGGUACCGGUUGGAAACAUACACAGAGACUAGAUCUAGUACCUGGGAGUGUCAACCAUUUACUGGUGGCCAGGAUGUGGAUGGGCCUCAGUAUGGCAUGAGCCCGCCUCCUUGGGAUAUUCCUGUGAUAGCGCCACAGAGAUACAAAGAUGAGGUCCAGAAAAUCUGUGUGCCCCACUCCUCCGUUGUUAAGCCAUGCCACCGAUGCCACGGCUUUGGCAGAGUGCGCUGCAAACACUGUCAAGGGAAAGGAUCGAAACGCUGUACAGCUUGCCAUGGCUCCAGGUACACCAGAAACAAACGUUGCGGAAGCUGUCACGGGAGGGGCAGAAGAAGGUGCGUAUUCUGUCAUGGAAAAGGCAACAGAAAUUGCGAAUCCUGUGCUGGUAAAAAGUACCUCCUCAACUACAUCCAGCUGACUGUAACAUGGAAGAACCAUGUGUUUGAAUUCAUACCUGACCGCCUGCCAGAGUUCCCUCUUAAGAAGUUGGAAAAGGUGACCGCGGAUCCGUUCUUUGUGGAUGAAAACCUCCUGGUGUACCCCAUUGUGGGUUUUCCUGAUCAGGACAUCUGUGAACAGUCCAGGAUAGCAACCCAGGAACACUUCAGCAAAUUCUCCUCUGUCAGCCGGAUUCUACAGCAGCGUCAAAGCAUUGAACUGGUGCCCCUGACUCAUGCAUUCUAUGCAUACGACGGAAAAGACUUUGAAUACUUCAUUUAUGGUCUCGAAAACAAGAUUUACACUGCAAAGUAUCCCUCUGCAUGUAGUAUUUUGUAAUUGUAAACAUUUAAAUUCUUAUAAAGAAUGUGUUUGUAAUCGCUUACCAUUGGCAGUCCUUAAUGUACUUAACUUACAAUGUUAAUCUUUUGUUUAUUCGCAAUAAUUAGUCAGCAUGUAUAGUAGAAAUAACACAUGUAUGUAUUGAUAUAUAGUGAAGCAAUAGCCCUUAUAUAUUUUAAAAGCCUAUUUCAUUUGUAUGAUUAUAAUCUUACAUGAUCUUAAGCCUGGAUCAAAGCUGACACUGUUAUUUGCCUUGAUUGUCUGUCCAUUUCAUGUUGAAAGAUUGUUAUUGGAAUUGGAAUAUUCUUAUUUAAUGUAUUUUACAGAUACACCCCAUUCUUAAAAACACUAGUUUUUGCGCGUAGCUUUUGAUAACUUUAUCUGUAUGUAUUUACCUCCACACUAUGCAGUGAUUGUUUGUCCUAGGCUUGUUUCACAAUAUUCCAGACAGUGUACUGCAAAUGGAAGUGGCUAUAAAUAGAAGGGCCUAAAGCAUGUGUGUUGACCUUUUUUAAGGGACAAGGGGAACUGUUCAAAGACAGACAAAAAAAAUAUGCUCAGAUUAGAUCUGCUUUUACACCUUAUUGUAAAAAAUCUGUUGCUAACUGUAAAUUAUCUUUAGUUGGCUCAUUAUCUCAUAGCAGUGCAAGUAUUGUUUUUACCCUAUUUUUGGCAGAUUCAUCAAGCCUUAUGAUUUGUCAGAAAAACAAGUCACACCAACAACAACAUUUUGGAAAUACGAGUGUUGGUGACAGUGUUCCUGGCACUAGUAUGAUUGUGCCAUAGCAGAUGGAAGUCAAAAAUAACAAGGGAACAAAUUUGUGGUGGUCAAAACAGCCGUGGCCCACUGUAGCCUGGCAUCCUCAGGGGCUUUCACAUUCCUCCAUUUCCUGACAAGGGGAAAGUCCUGCCAUUGAAAUAAAUUGUUUCAGUUCUCCCUAA
Hypomesus transpacificus is the source of this 2268-nucleotide messenger RNA. RefSeq names its product protein SSUH2 homolog. The transcript has 12 exons. Lineage: Eukaryota; Metazoa; Chordata; Actinopteri; Osmeriformes; Osmeridae. Bases 214 to 1323 code for a protein of 369 amino acids. The record is from RefSeq and is a predicted model, not a curated record.